AUGGCUGUACCCCAUGCCGACGGCAGCGGCACAAGCGUCCUCGCCACCACAGGGGACCCGAGGUCGACGUUUGCUGCGAAAAAGGCGGACAUCGUCGCACCAGUUGAAGACUUUCAGGGAGCUCGCUUGCCCAAGAAGUCCAUCAUGUCGCCACCAAGAGCAUCCCGAGCAGGCGCGAUCAAGCCUUCGCUGUCAUCACCGAAGUAUGCGAAGGGUGAAGCAGGAAGGACAGUGAAUUUUCCGGCCAAGCCGGUUGCCCUCGUGAGGAUGAAGUCGCACUCGGACCACUUCCUGAGCGAUUUGGAUAGACCAUCUCCGCGACCCCGCGUUGGGCGACCCAGCCAGCAAGCAGCGAAUGCCGCAGACGACAUACUCGCCGACCUCCGAGGCCUGACGAACGCCCCCGACGUGCCAAGGUUCGACCCAUUCAGGCCACCGUCAAAUUUGGAAGGCAGCGUCGGUGCGUCGGGCAUCGGUUUCCCCACCACUGCUGUCCCGCCACCCAAACGCAUGAACCAGAAGCGCCUGUCAUCGUUUCCAGGGAUGAUCCGCUAUUCCGAGACAGCAGAGAACGCACCUAAACGACUUGUAAUAUAUUCGGACCGAGAACAGACCCUGGCACUGCAGAGAAUUGCUGCAAUUAGCAAUGACAGCAGCAACAACGAAGAAGAAGACGAGAUUGGCAGCAGCAACGAAGUGCGUGCCACGCAGCGCGUGCAAAAAGCCGGUAGCGGGCCAUUUAAACCCGCCAAGCCGCGGCACGUUGCUCAGUCGGCUCACGGUCGGAACGGCGUGCUGUUGUCUCUGGGCGCGCAGCUGGUGUGGCAGUGCGGCUAUAGACAACACUUGCCUGCGGCCCCCUUCGCCGGCUUGCCCUGCGCAAAGCUCCUUCGUGCUCUUCCCGAGAUGUGCACCGCCGUCGAAGGCACAGCCCAGCACAUGGACACGGGCGACGCUACCCGUUGGACUGCUGAUGGUUACGUGGUGACCGUUUCGUCCGAGGCGGCGCAACUCUUCCACGACGACGGCAGACCGCGGGAGUUCGCCCCGGGAGCGGUUGCCAAGGCCAUGGCAGGACUGCGAGACCAGAGGAAGAUCCGUCAGUACUGCGACGUCGUGUUCCGCGCGGCCGACGGUGUGGAUAUCUGGGCACAUCGGUUCGUACUGUCCGCCAAGUUCUCGGGGUGCUAUGCUCUCUUCACCCUCGCCAGAAAGGGCAUGAGCCUCGACCAGACGCAGAAGGACGUGUGGACGCCGCCAAUCCUGGUGUUGAUGGAAGAUUUGGACAGCGACAUGAUCGAGCUGCUCAUCGACUUCGCCUACCACACUCCGCUGCACGAGCGCAUCGGCCUGCACAACAUCGGCAAGGUGCUCGACCUCGCUGAGAAGCUCAAGAUAUUCCAAAUACGGGAUCACUGUCUGAGUACCCUCAAGAAGAACCUCGAUCCGGAAAGCUGCAUCAACAUUUACCACCUGGCCUCCAGCCGUCGCUACGAGCACCUCGCAGGAGAAGCGUUUCGCUACUUGGUGCGGAACUUCGACGAGGUGUGGAAGAACACCACCCAGUUCCACGCGCUGACGCCAGAGGAACUGCGCACCAUCCUCGAAGAUGACCACCUGUACGCUCCCAGCGAAGUGGAGGACACGUUCGGCGCCAUACUCAAGUGGAUCUCGGCCAACGUGGAUGAGAGGAAGGCCUACCUUGCCAAGUUCCUGCCGCUCGUACGCUUCUCACGUUGCUCCGCCACAGACUUCGAGAAAGUCAUCGGCAACCCACAAGUCGUGGAUGACGGAGACAGCUUGAAAGUGUUGAACGUGAUCCGCCAGACGCUCAACCAGCAGUCCAUGGCGGUUGGCGUAGUGGCCGGCGUUGACCUAUCCCCGAAGCUGUGGCUGACGCCUCGCGUGCCCAAGGACAUCCUGUUUCUCUUCGGCGGCUGGACAGUGGGGGCCACCAACAACAUGCUCACGUACAACUGCCGGGCAGCCAAGUGGCGCGUGAUGGGGAAUCAGUACACCUCGCCCAGGGCGUACCAUGGAGCGGCGGUGAUCAACCAGUGUAUCUACUUCGUGGGCGGCUUCAACGGCCGCGAGUGCUACCACUCGGUCGUCUGCUUCGAGGUGCCUCUCGCGAAAUGGAGCGCCAGGGCGAAUAUGGCGUACGCACGCUGCUACGUCAGCGUCGCCGUUCUCCAGGGUCAGAUCUACGCCAUGGGAGGUUUUGAUGGACGUGUGCGCACCAACACGGUGGAACGGUACGACGUCAAGGCGAACCAGUGGUCCAUGGUGGCUAACAUGAACGUCGUCCGCAGUGACGCCAGCGCUGCGGCAGCUGGAGGGCGAAUCUACAUCGUGGGAGGCUUCACGGGUCGCGAGGUCCUGGACUCCGUAGAGUGCUACGACCCGUCUACCAAUGUCUGGACCCGGGUGCUGACCAUGUCCUCGCCCCGCAGUGGCGUCAAAGUGAUAGCGCACAAGGACACGCUGUACAUCAUGGGCGGAUACAACGGCAUCGCACGGCUAUCAUCCAUGGAGCAACUCGACGUGAGGAAAUCUCGCUUCUUAGAGUUGCCCAGCAUGCCCCACGCGAAGAGCAACUUUGCCGCCGUCGUGCUGGAAGGAUCUAUCUACACCGUUGGAGGAUUCAAUGGACUGACGACUGUGCCGCUGGUGGAGCGCUACGACAUUGCCACCCAGCACUGGUACACGGCUCCAGAGAUCGCCAUGAACUGCAGUGCGUCCGCGGCCUGCAUCGUUCACGACGUCGCCAACCCAGCCUUAUGGAUAUAGGCCUCCACCACGUUUCAAUCACGCCGCACGGAACACCUCGACUAACCCUGACGACCGGCGAGAGUGCCGUCGUCUUCCCUGUAACGCCAGCGCCCGAAGGAAGUAUCGCCCAAGAAAGUCUGCAGGAAAACAUGAAAGCGAGAAAAAAAUAAAAAGUACAUCGUCAUCAAUAAAAAA
Molecule: messenger RNA, 2967 nt
Organism: Dermacentor albipictus
Lineage: Eukaryota; Metazoa; Arthropoda; Arachnida; Ixodida; Ixodidae
Source: RefSeq, a predicted model, not a curated record